AUGCUGUUCUACCGCACGGCGCCGGAAGAUCUUCUGCGCCUUCUCGAGCAGCAUGGAAGGGACGUGUUGGCCGUGCAGCGCGUGCUCGCCGAGCUCCACCGGUGCAUUCGCGACGACGCGACCAGCCGCGAGCGCAUGGCGCAGUGCCAUGUCGUGCGUCGCCUCGCCGCGCACGUCGAGCCCCAUGCGACACAGCCCGGGUUUCUCGUGCAGCUGAGUAUCUUGCUCAACGCACUCGUGAUAUACGACGAGCACUCGACCGCCGAGCUGCAGUCGGCCAUCGUGCGCCAUGGCUUGUGGCGCCUCGUGCUCCGUGGCAUGCAAGCCGCCGCCGUCGACGACGAGCUUCAAGUCCACGGCUGUGCGCUCACGUCGACGCUUUGCUACGACUACCCGCGGGCCCCCCACGAGGAAAACCAAGGGGAAAUGGUGCAAAGUGGCGCUCUGGAUGCCAUUCGAACGCUGCUUCUCGCGGAACGUACGCCGAGUGCGACGUACACGCGUGCGAUCAAAGCCAUUGGAGAUCUCUGCUACAAGAAUGUUGGCAACGCGGAGAUUGUGCUCAAGAUGAACCUCUUCCCGCUGCUAGCGCACGGCCUUGACGAACAUGCCAAGAACGCGGACGUGCUGAACGCAAUCGCUGCCGUCUUUUUUGUGGUUCUGGUCGCCCACCCUCAUGGAGCCAAGUGCGGGAUACUGCAGUGCGGCGUCCUCGAGCGCGCGUUGCACUGCAUGCAAAGCUGUGACCUGCUCGUCUCGACAGCGUACCAUAUCCUGCGCCUUCUCGAAGCCACCUUGCGCGAAGACGAAGCGGCCAAAGAUCUGCUCAUGCGUCAUGAUGGUGCCAAUGUCAUCGUUACCGCGGUCGAGCAGCUCCGCGAGAAGCACAAAGACGGCAUCGGCCAUCUCGUGUUCCUAUCUGCCGUCAUCUUCUCGAGCCUGUCGCUGCACGUGCCAGCAACUGGCGGCGGCCGGCCAGCGCCCCAAGCGACGCGCAUCCAAGGCCUCAUGCAGCACGGCGUUCACACGUUUGCGGUCUCGUCGCUCUCGAGCUUUUCCAAAGAAACCUUUGUCUUGGAGCAGUGUCUGUGCCUCAUCGAGCGGCUCGUGAUCACCAAUCACUAUCGGCUCAUGCUAGUGCGGGCGGGCGCGGCGCGUAACGUGCGCUACAUCUACAACACCAAGCAACAACAGCAGCACGAAGGAGUGCUCGAACUCUGCGAGCGCGUCAUGAUCUGGUGGGAGACCAAGGAAGAUAGCUUGUGGCUGGUCUACUACGUGGUCUUCAUCGCGCCGCUCCAUGCGUUCCUCAUCGGCUACCUCGAGCGCCAAGGGAAGCAGGUCACGCCGUCCAAGGCCAUCAUCUGGAUCGCGUCGCUCGCGCUCAUGUCGACCUUCCUGCCGCUGCUCGUGCGCAAGAAGCUGUCCGAGUCCAGCCCGUACCGCAUUCUCAGCGUCACCCGGUACGGCCCCAAGUACGCCUGGGCGCAGCAGUACAGCCACUUGAAGCAGUACUUUACGAGCGGCCAAAUGAGCCCCGACGUUUGGGCUGUCUUUGAAGGCGCCUACGACAAACUCUAUGACGAUGGCACGCGCCGGGCGUUUGAGGUGUGGGGGCCCAACUUUGAGACACUCCUGAGUGCUCACAUGCCGUACAACCUCGCGCUCUACUACGUCCUCUGGCUCGUUGGAAUCUAUGCGACGACGGUCGGCCGCAAGUACGCGCCAGCGCGGGACCUCGCGAUCGCCGGUCUCUUGGUGGUCCUCGUGUUUGAGAUGAGCAUUCGCUUCAUGGGCUACAACCCGCUGUUUAUGUUCCUUCCGCAGACGACACCGAACGAGAUGAUUUUGCUCGUUCACGCGCUCUUUCCUGCAUGGGUGCUUGGCUACGCGUCCUUCAAGCGCAUCUUUUUUGUCGAUAUGCUCCAACACAAAAACGGUUGCCUCCAGUAUGCACUCGCCAACAACCAAAAGACCAAGAAGGCGCUUGACAGCAUGCGCGAUGAGAUCCGCAAGAUGAAGGAGGCGAAGGAGGCGACGACGACGUUGCAGGCGUAA
Molecule: messenger RNA, 2058 nt
Organism: Saprolegnia parasitica CBS 223.65
Lineage: Eukaryota; Oomycota; Saprolegniomycetes; Saprolegniales; Saprolegniaceae
Exons: 16
Coding region: 1-2058 (685 amino acids)
Source: RefSeq, a predicted model, not a curated record